ACUUCUUCCGCGAUGGAGCUCCUGGGGAUGGACUAUUUCUGCGCCCAGGUGCAGCAGAAGGACGUGGGCCGCAGGCUGCAGGUCGGCCAGGAGCUGCUGGAGUACGUGGGCGACCCCGCCCGCUCCCCCGACGUGGAGCAGGACCAGCAGCGCCUCGACAAAGUGAUCGACGAGCUGGCGACCUGGGUCAACUCCAGCAACUUUAAGGUGGCGUUACUGGGAUUAGAUGUUUUAGGUGCCUUUGUCCACAGACUAUCGGGACGCUUUAAAUCCUACAUAGGAACUGUUCUCCUGCCUUUGAUAGAUCGUAUGGGAGAUGCCAAAGAUCAAGUUCGAGAGCAAGCACAGAAUCUCAUAUUGAAGUUGAUGGAUGAGGCAGCACCACCCAUGUACAUUUGGGAACGCCUUGCUGUUGGUUUUAAGCACAAGAAUUACCGAUCCCGAGAAGGAGUGUGUUUGUGUCUUAUUGCAACCUUAAACAUUUAUGGUGCCCAAGCAUUAAGUCUCAGCAAGUUAGUACCACAUCUGUGUGCAGCAUUUGGUGACUCAAAUAGUCAGGUGAGAGAUGCUGCCAUACUAGCCAUUGUGGAGGUUUAUAGACAUGUGGGGGAGAAAGUACGACUAGAUCUUACAAAAAGAGGAAUUCCUCCUGGAAGGUUGCAAACAAUCUUUACAAAAUUUGAUGAAGUGAGAGAUUCUGGAAAUAUGAUUUUAAGUAACAUCAGUGACAAAAGCUUCGAUGAUGAAGAGUCGGUGGAUGGAAAUAGGCCAUCAUCAGCUGCUUCAGCCUUCAAGAUUCCUGCACCUAAAAAGCCAGGAAAUCCUUCCAACAGUGCAAGGAAGCCGGGUUCUGCUGGUGGGCCGAAGGUUGGAGGUUCCUCUAAAGAAGGAGGAGCUGGAGCUGUGGAUGAAGAUGAUUUUAUUAAGGCAUUUACAGAUGUUCCUACUGUACAGAUCUAUUCUAGUCGAGAACUUGAAGAAACACUGAACAAAAUCAGGGAAAUCCUCUCAGAUGACAAACAUGAUUGGGAUCAACGAACCAAUGCGCUCAAGAAAGUUCGGUCGUUGCUUGUUGCUGGAGCUGCACAGUAUGAUGGAUUUUUCCAGCACCUACGGUUGUUGGACGGUGCGUUUAAGCUGUCAGCCAAGGAUCUCAGAUCCCAGGUGGUUAGAGAAGCUUGUAUUACUGUAGCCCAUCUUUCAACUGUUUUGGGAAACAAGUUUGAUCAUGGCGCUGAAGCUAUUGUGCCUACUCUUUUUAAUCUGGUUCCCAACAGCGCCAAAGUGAUGGCAACUUCUGGGUGUGCAGCCAUUAGAUUCAUUAUUCGGCAUACCCACGUGCCCCGACUCAUACCUUUAAUAACAAGCAACUGUACCUCAAAAUCGGUUGCCGUUAGAAGGCGCUCCUUUGAAUUUUUAGACCUGUUAUUACAAGAGUGGCAAACACAUUCUUUGGAAAGGCAUGCAGCUGUCUUAGUUGAAACGAUCAAGAAGGGCAUUCAUGAUGCUGAUGCAGAAGCAAGAGUGGAGGCAAGGAAGGCUUAUUUGGGUCUUAGAAAUCACUUUCCUAGUGAAGCAGAGACUCUGUACAAUUCCCUUGAGCCACCUUAUCAAAGAAGCCUCCAGACGUACUUGAAGAAUUCUGGCAGUAUAGCAUCUCUCCCUCAGUCAGACAGGUCAUCUUCUAGCUCACAGGAGAGCCUCAACCGUCCUCUAUCUUCUAAAUGGUCUGCAGCCAGCCCAGCCAGCUUUGCAGGCAGAGUUUCAGGCAGCAGCAAGAGUGUUCCAAGCCCAGGAACUCUGCAAAGGUCUCGCAGUGACAUUGAUGUUAAUGCUGCUGCAGGGGCAAAGGCCCGCCAUGCUUCUGGACAGACAGCUGGAGCUGGGCGCUUGUCAGCAGCUGGUCUGCCGCCAGGAUCUUAUGCUUCACUAGAGGAUACUUCUGACAAGAUGGAUGGAACAGCUUCUGAAGAUGGUCGUAUACGAACAAAGCUUUCAACACCUUCUGUUGGUAUUGGAAAUUCUAAAACAGAUUCCAGAGGACGGAGCAGAACCAAAGUGGUCUCUCAGUCUCAGCCUGGCAGUAGAUCUGGAUCUCCUGGAAGAGUUUUGACAACAACUACGCUUUCCACUAUGAACACAGGGGUUCAGAGAGUGUUAGUGAACCCUGCAGCUGCACAAAAACGAAGCAAAAUCCCAAGAAGUCAGGGAUGCAGUAGAGAAGCCAGUCCUUCUAGAUUGUCAGUAGCGCGAGGCAGCCGCAUUCCUCGGCCUAGUGUGAGUCAGGGGUGCAGUCGGGAGGCCAGCCGUGAAAGUAGCAGGGACACGAGCCCUGUCCGCUCUUUUCCACCCCUUGCUUCCAGACAUCACUCCAGAUCCACUGGUGCCCUCUACGCUCCUGAUGCUUAUGGGGCUACAGGUACCAGCUUUGGAAUUAGUCAGUCGAGUAGAUUGUCCUCAUCAGUUAGUGCUAUGCGAGUUCUGAACACGGGUUCUGACGUAGAAGAGGCAGUAGCAGAUGCUUUGAAGAAGCCUGUGCGAAGAAGAUACGAGUCUUACGGGAUGUACUCAGAUGAUGAUGCCAACAGUGAUGCAUCAAGUGCCUGUUCAGAAAGGUCCUACAGCUCUAGGAAUGGAAGCAUACCAACAUAUAUGAGACAGACAGAAGAUGUGGCUGAAGUCCUAAAUCGUUGUGCUAGCUCUAACUGGUCAGAGAGAAAAGAAGGCCUUCUAGGCCUGCAAAAUUUAUUAAAGAACCAGAGAACUUUAAGUCGUGUUGAGUUGAAAAGGCUGUGUGAAAUCUUCACAAGAAUGUUUGCUGAUCCUCACAGUAAGAGAGUGUUCAGUAUGUUUUUGGAGACACUGGUGGACUUCAUCCAGGUCCAUAAAGAAGAUCUGCAGGACUGGCUAUUUGUACUGCUGACUCAGCUAUUGAAGAAAAUGGGUGCUGAUUUGCUUGGGUCUGUACAAGCAAAAGUUCAGAAGGCACUUGAUGUCACAAGGGAAUCUUUUCCAAAUGAUCUUCAGUUUAGUAUUUUAAUGAGAUUUACUGUUGACCAGACCCAAACACCUAGUUUGAAGGUAAAAGUUGCAAUUCUUAAAUACAUAGAGACUCUUGCACAACAGAUGGAUCCAGGGGAUUUUGUAAAUUCAAGUGAAACUAGGUUAGCAGUGUCUCGAAUCAUCACCUGGACCACAGAACCUAAAAGCUCAGAUGUUAGGAAGGCUGCACAGUCAGUACUCAUUUCUCUUUUUGAACUUAAUACUCCUGAGUUUACAAUGCUGCUGGGUGCUUUACCAAAAACAUUUCAGGAUGGAGCCACAAAGCUUCUUCAUAAUCAUCUCCGUAAUACAGGCAACAGUGGUCAGGGUUCAAUGGGAAGUCCUUUGACAAGACCUACUCCACGCUCCCCAGCAAGCUGGUCAAGUCCUCUCACUUCCCCAACCAAUACAUCGCAGAACACUUUGUCACCAAGUGCAUUUGAUUAUGAUACAGAAAAUAUGAAUUCCGAAGAUAUUUACAGUUCUCUUCGUGGAGUCACUGAAGCUAUUCAGAACUUCAGUUUCCGCAGUCAAGAAGAUAUGAAUGAACCUGUGAAACGGGAUUCAAAAAAAGAUGAUGUUGAUUCAAUUGGCAGUGCUUCUGGAAUAGCAGACCUACGAGCAGGAGGUGGUGUGAGUGAGACAGGCCGAACAGCCCUUGAUAACAAAACAUCAUUACUCAACACAAUGCCUCCUCACUCUUCACCACGCUCACGAGAUUAUAACCCAUACAAUUAUUCUGAUAGUUCAUUUAAUAAAUCUGCUUUGAAGGAAGCCGUGUUUGAUGAUGACGCAGAGCAAUUUCCUGAUGAGCCUCCCAUGGAUCAUUCUGAUCUAGUUGCAGAGUUACUAAAAGAGUUAUCAAACCAUAACGAGAGAGUUGAGGAAAGAAAGGCUGCCUUGUAUGAGCUCAUGAAGUUAACUCAAGAAGAGUCUUUUGGUGUUUGGGAUGAGCACUUCAAAACAAUACUGCUUUUGCUGCUUGAAACACUUGGAGACAAAGAGCAUGCAAUUAGAGCUUUGGCAUUGAAAGUUCUAAGAGAAAUCCUAAGAAAUCAGCCAGCAAGGUUUAAGAAUUACGCAGAGCUCACAAUAAUGAAGACAUUAGAAGCGCAUAAGGAUCCUCAUAAGGAGGUGGUGAGAUCUGCUGAAGAAGCUGCUUCCAUGCUGGCCACUUCCAUUAGCCCAGAUCAGUGCAUCAAAGUCCUUUGUCCAAUUAUCCAGACUGCAGAUUACCCAAUUAAUCUGGCUGCAAUCAAAAUGCAGACAAAAGUCAUAGAGAGAGUAUCUAAAGAAACUCUUACUCAGCUUUUACCAGAGAUUGUGCCAGGUUUAAUACAGGGUUAUGAUAAUUCAGAGAGCAGCGUUCGUAAGGCAUGUGUUUUCUGCCUUGUAGCCAUUCAUGCAGUAAUUGGUGAUGAACUAAAACCACAUCUCAGUCAACUCACUGGCAGUAAAAUGAAGUUAUUGAACCUUUACAUCAAGCGUGCACAAACAGGCUCUGGACCAGGGGAUACCACAGCAGAUAUGUCUGGACAAAGCUAAUGAAGCUGACAAGAAUUAACCAGCUCUCCUAAAGCAAGGGCAAAGCCCUCAUCAAGUGAAAGGAAAAUUCUUACACACAACUUUUGGAACCCUUGUUACUUUUUCUUUUUUUUUUCUUCUUUUUUUUUUCCUUAACCAAUGGCUGUCUUCAGCCUGCAUGUGACUGUUACAAUAGAAUUAUUCCAAAUCUAAGGAAAAGCAGUAUUAACAUCAGUUGAUCAAAGCAAAAUAAAAUUUAAAAAUAAUCUAAUUCAUCAGUUAUCCUGUUGCAAUCCUCUGUGUCUUCCCAUUAACUUUUGCCAGUGUUAUUGUAUUAAAAAAAGGGUUUUUUUAAUGCUAAUUAUACAGGUAUGCUUUAAGCUUCAGAAGUUAAAAUAUAAAAUUCUGUUGCUUUUUUUCAGCUGCAGAUAACAUUGUUUUUAUUGCUAUUUUGUUUGAGUAUUGUGUCCUUCGCUAGAAACAAGAAGUGAUGUGAAACUAGGCUGAACUAGUCUGAACUGCAGUGAGACUCGGUCACUGUUGGUGGUUCAUCAUCUUAUUUACAGCUUGUUUGGGAUAUUCUGGAGAUUGAGAAGUAUGCCUAUAAAAAAAAGCUGGAUCGAUCCAGUUCUGUACAAGUGAUAUUGUUCAUUGGUUGUAUGUUUGUUGCAUAAAUAAGAAUUUAAUGUGCACAGCAGAGGGCUGGUACAACCAGUGCCUCUUAGUGUGGGAGACAGCCCUCUCAGGGUAGCACUGCCGACCUGGUGACAGAGUGGCAGUCUGCUUUUAGCAGCAGACUUAAUGGUCACUUGAUGGACGUGAACCAUCCUUGCCACCUUUCGUUCUUCAAGCAGGAUGCUUCAGAAUGGAGUGCUCUGCCCAAGCAUGCUCAGUAUGUAUUUAUCACUAGAAUGUUUCCUCUCAACCUAAUUGCUGGAACCAGUAGUCUUGUAUUGUAACUCACAUGGGAUUUUAUGACAACAGUGCAGAAAACUAUUUAUUCGUUAUCUUCCUAAAAGCACCAAGAUUUUCUGCAUUGAAUUUUAAUGGUGGGAGGGGGGGGAGGGAAUAGUCACAAAUGCUAUCAAUCUUGCCACCUUCUAAUUUAAAAAAUUAUAUAUUUUGGAUGAGUUGGGAAAGCUGCACCAAACUGUUUGCAUGGUUUUCUUGAAUAGCAUCCUCAAGACCCAUCUGGAUUAAGGUGUGGAAAUGUUUCCAGGGUUUGUUUUUCCAUUUUUGAAAAAGAGUUAGUUUAUUGUGAAUAAUGGUUCUUUGUAUUUAUGAACUUGACGAUGGAAAGAGAAAAAAUAUCAACUAAAUGUGUCCCUAAACGUUCUCAUCUUUUUUUAUUUUUUUUUCUCUUUUUUUCUUUUUCUUUUUUUUUUUUCUUUUUUUUUUUUUUCCUUUUUGUCUUUGAUAUAAGCAACAAGUUAGUUAACUGAGAACUGGGAUAAGCAGCACCCUUCCCAGAAAUGAUGGAAACUCUUUUUCCCUAGCUUUUCUUUCCCUUUGAUUGUGGUGUUGUCUAGUUGUAGGAAUAUAUCCUGAUAAGAGAGAAAACUGUAGUGCCAAGGAUGAUGAUCAAUGCUAGGCUAAAAUUCUCUCUACCUCUUCAGGGUGACUAAUUUUUGGCUGAGCUGCUGCAUAUAGCACCUGGUGGAAGAACUAUCUACAGCAAAAGUCUUUGUUUUUCCCAAAUUAUCACUUACUGCAUAUUGAAAACCGUUCUUCAACACACAGCCAAAUAUUGCAAGAACUGCUUAUACACUUUGCUUGCUAAGUACCCUGAAAACCAAAACUGAAUGAAAAAAUGUCAGAUGCUUGUAGUUACAUGAAAGGUUGUUUUCACUUUAGCUUGAAGUGAACCUGAUAGAAAAGCUGAGAUGUUGUUGUUAAAGAAGCAAUGCCGUUACAGAGAUUUAUUUGGAGGAAAAGUUGUAGAAAUAUAUGUAAAGACUUUAAAUCGAGGCUGUCAUAACUUGUCACUAGCCCUUCUUAACAGCUACAUCAGGAAAAUAGUAUCUCCUCUUUCUUUCCUUUGUUACGUGUAACAUUCUUGUUGUUUUCUACCGUUUAAUUACAUUGUGUAUUUAUAGUUCUAUGCUUACCAUUGUGCAUAUACUGGCAAUAAAAUGUACAUAACAUUACUUGAAAAAAAUUAGCAAUGUAUACAUUCUGUUUUUCUGAGUUAUUUGAUCACAUGUUAUAAGAGAGAUAUAAAGUCAUUGAAGCAACGUUGGUUAAAAAAAAUAACCUUGAUGUUUUUGUGUCUAAAUGAUGUUUCUUUAGAUUCUCUGCUAUAAAUCCGACAGCAUUUGAGAACAUGGUGUGAAUAUAGGUAUGGUAGACAAAAGUAGUUUGGGAAAUUGAAUAGGAUCUUUAUGAAUACCAAAUUUCCUUCAUCUCAGCAGGCUUCUUGUUUGCUGCUUCUUUUCUUUGUACAUUAUGCAUUGCUAGCAUUUUAUUUUUUUAAUAUUUCAGAAAUAUUUUUCAGUUUAAUAUCUUCUAGCUUAACAUUUUGAUUAUGUGAAAUAUCAUUUUAAAAAAAUGGCACAAAUUCUAAGUUUAAUAGUCCCAUAUAUUAUUCCUGCUUUUUCUACAGGUAAUAUUUAUUUUCAAAUGAUCAUUUCAAGAUGACUUUCCUCAGUCAUCUUUUUGAAGAUGUUAUUUCAUACUGAAAAAAUAAGUUUAUUGAAACAUACCAUAUAUAUUCUGGAUGGACGUAAUUUUUUAUCUGUAAACAAAAGUUGGUGAGAAAGAAAUGUUUUUAUCCCCUAUGACUGAAAAGUUUUACUCCAGGGGGAGGAGAGGAGAUAUUUACACAAAGUUUGUCCCUUGGUUAUGCUUCAAAGACUCCUGUAAUUGUUCUAAGUGUGACAUCCCAUGUACUAAAAAUCUAAAUGCUAUAUGUUUAAAUGAAUAUUUUAAUUAUGAUCUGACUAGUUGUGUUCCCAACAAAGAUGGGGCUCCUGUAAGUGCUUGGAGUUUGUAUUAAAUGAAGCCAUCAGAAUGUAAGAAAUUGCAACAAAAUGUUCUCUGCUGCAGCCAGUUACCAGAUUUGCUGCAUUGCUUUUUGCCUUCAUUUCCUAUGUUACGAAUAGACAGUAGCUCAAUUAAAAUUGAGCUGUGAUUAGUCAUGCCUUACGUUUGUACUGCAGGUGGUUUAUCUUAGAAACAAAAAACCCACAACCAUAAAGUCCUGUGAAAAAUCAGGACAAUUACCUUUGUUCUUUGUCAGAAAGGCUUUCUUAAUAUCCUGUAAAGAUAGGACAUUGCAGUGGUUUGAAUACUGAAACGUGAUUCUUAAAGGUUGAUUUGGGGCUUAAAAAGAAGGAGGAAAGAAAACUACAUGCAGAAUCAGGAUAGAAAUGCAUGUCUUGGAUGUCUUGGACUUGGAUGUCUUUUGCUUUAAAUGAUUUUGGGUAACAUGUUCAGCUAAAAUUGGGAUAGUAAAUGUAAAUUGAAAGGAGAGUUGAUCAUGUAAAUUUUCCUGAGUUUGGUUGCUUGUUUGUUUUUAAAGAUAAAGACUGGAACAGAUUGAGUUGUCUUUAUUAUUUGUGGUUGGAAUCCCAGAGUGAAAAGAACAAAUGCUGAUAUCCUGAAACAGACCUGCGUGUUAUUAACAGCUUCUAAGAAUGUUUAAAUGUUUGAGUAAAUUCACAAACACGUCCGUGGAGAAUGCCUGUAGAAACUGAAGGCCUGAGCUGCUCACAGUUUAAUUUCCAGCAGAAGACUUCAGAUUGUGAAUAUAACAUUGUCCCUUUGAAAAUACUCAUAAAAGAGAAAACAGAGGAAUUCAUGUGAGUUAUGCUACAGUUAAUCCCUACGACAGGCUAGUGAGAAUGGUUUGGUUGGUUGUGGAGUACGCUGACAGAAACACAAAAUACAGUAAAAAUAAGAUAAGGAUAGAUGGGCAGUUUGGGAGCAGAGGGAUUAUCUGGGGAAAUUAAAUUCGUGCUUCCUCCCAACUGAAAUAAUUAACUGAUUAGUUUUGCAGUUGUAGUCUACUUUAAUGUAAGAUAAAAGUUAUUUGUGCUAUGUCCUCUAAAGGAAAACUUCUGUUUUCCUUUCUAAGUUUCAUAGUUAAGUCUUCCAUGUCUUCAGAAGCACAUACUGUAAGCAUUUGCCUCAUACAUCACGAAUGUUCUGCUAAAUGGAUUUUGCUUCUGUUAGAACAUGUUUGACUCCUGGUAAUUUGGGAAGUUUGGGAAAUCAUGAUAGUUGCCAAGUGGGAAAAAAAAAAAAACAAAUGCAAUUUCCUUUUUUUCUAUGUAUCUUGUUUUUGCAUGUAUAUUUAAGUACAUUUUGUGACUUUGGGGUUCUCAAGCUGGGCAGUUUGGGUUACUCCAACUAAAGAAGUUCUUUCAUCUGCUGUCAGGAUUUUCGGGUAAUAAACGCGUUUACUUGGAAGUUC
This is a messenger RNA of Phasianus colchicus (ring-necked pheasant), 8980 nucleotides long. The record is from RefSeq and is a predicted model, not a curated record. NCBI's taxonomy places the organism in Eukaryota, Metazoa, Chordata, Aves, Galliformes, Phasianidae.